UGCGAGACGAAGUCCGGUGUCGCGAAUACUUCUAAUCAUAUCUUCGAUCUUAUACAGAGGCGUCUACUUUGCUAUCAGGUGCGACCUGGAAACUUGAGCUUCUUCGUAGCUAAGCUCUGAUCGUCGGCACGAUGCAGGGCGCAUCAGCGGAUCUACCCAUGGCGCAGGUACCACUGCCAGUUUUACACGGACUUUGCCAUUGCCCUGCAGCGUUCGUUGACGACGUUUGCAACCGUUCUGUCGAAGAAACGGCCAUGCGAAAACAAAUGUGAUAACGCAGAGGUGUUGAUGCGAAAGAUGAGGCGGUGACCGCCUGCGCUGCCACGGCAUUCGGACUUAUUGGUAGGUAGCGCACGUCACUGUCUGCCCCUCUGCAUCUCUCGGUCUCCAAUCCACAACACAGCCAUCCCCAGAACCCGCUGCAAUAUCCACAUAAGCAAUCAUGCAUAUUCUUGUCACCAACGACGAUGGCCCACCGUCAGACCAGUCCUCACCCUACGUGCAUUCAUUAGUGUCAACACUGCAGAAGCAUGGCCAUACCGUUUCAGUCGUUCUUCCGCAUACACAGAGGUCAUGGAUAGGCAAGGCACAUCUUGUGGGCAAGUCUAUACAACCGACAUACUACCGCCCUGCGCCUCUCCAAACAAACGCCGAGGGCCGCCUCACGAACCAUGGCACAACCCAUAACUCGCCUCUACCACCCUCUUCCAAUGAAGAAGAAUGGGUACUCGUCGACUCCACACCCGCGUCCUGCGUACAGAUCGGUCUCUACCACUACUUCUCCGACCGCGGCCCAAUCGAUCUCGUAGUCAGCGGCCCGAACUACGGUCGCAACAGCACCGCCAUCUUCUCUCUAUCAUCAGGCACAAUAGGUGGCGCGAUGGAGGCAGCAGUAUGCGGCAUGAAGUCCAUCGCCUUAUCGUACGCGUUCUUCGACCGCAACCACGACGCUAAGAUUAUCAGCGACGCGAGCGAGCUCAGCGCAAAACUCAUACAGCACCUGUGGGAUAACUGGGACACAAACACCCAUCUCUACACCGUCAACGUACCAUUGGUAGAGAAUGUAGGAGAGCGCAAGAUCCUCUGGACAAACAUGCUGCAGAAUUCGUGGAAGAGCGGAAGCUGUUUCCAGGUUGUCGAAGUACCCUCCGAAGCAGAUGACACGCCAUCAGACAUCGAGGGUCAGAUUCGCAAGCAAGAGGAGAAGUUCGGAAAGAAGGAACUCAAGGCGAAUUCGGAGAUACAGGGUGGAGCGUCUGGCACGGAUAGUGGACGAGAGACACCUUCCGGUCAAGCGCAUAUGCGGUAUACACACAAGCACUUCAAGUGGGCGCCGACGUUCAAGGACGUGUAUGAGAGUGUCGAGGCUAGCGAGCCGGGCAAUGACGGAUGGGCGGUCGCGCAGGGCUAUACGAGUGUGACUCCGUUACGGGCGAACUUCAUGCAUGUCAAUGGGUUCGAGGGAGAGAUCAAGCUGAGUGGUGGCUCGUCGUAGACUUGGAUUUUCGACGCCACGAUGAUUGAGAAAUGAAUAUGAAAAAACCUCUAGGUCGUCUCUACUUGAGCCUAAAUGUCGAGACCUCUGAGUCACUCCUCUGAUUCAUGAGCCUUGAGUAUGUGAGCUAGUCA
This is a messenger RNA of Alternaria rosae, 1629 nucleotides long. Its product is annotated as survival protein sure-like phosphatase/nucleotidase. The transcript is spliced from 3 exons. The record is from RefSeq and is a predicted model, not a curated record. The coding region runs from base 443 to 1495 and encodes 350 amino acids. Gene Ontology annotation, molecular function: hydrolase activity. Gene Ontology annotation, cellular component: P-body. NCBI's taxonomy places the organism in Eukaryota, Fungi, Ascomycota, Dothideomycetes, Pleosporales, Pleosporaceae.